Molecule: messenger RNA, 1152 nt
Organism: Saccostrea echinata
Lineage: Eukaryota; Metazoa; Mollusca; Bivalvia; Ostreida; Ostreidae
Exons: 1
Coding region: 1-1152 (383 amino acids)
Biological process (GO): DNA integration
Molecular function (GO): nucleic acid binding
Source: RefSeq, a predicted model, not a curated record
AUGUGGCAGUACUACUGUUACGUUUCAUUCAUAACAAGGUUUUCCACCAGGUCAGAACGAUUACUGAAGGCGCCAUAUGUUCUCAUGGCUAAUGGAUCCUGGGAGCAAAGAAACUCAAAUCCUCCAUCAUUCAUGGUUGCGUUGUGUGUUGGAAGCUACGUAGGAUGCCCCAGAAACAGAAGAUGGCAGAUCUCCCUGUUGAUCGGCCCACCUCAGGACCCCCAUUUUUUCUCUGUAGGACUUGAUGUAUUUGGUCCAUGGCCUGUAGUUAUCAGAGAGACGUGUGGUGGAUCAGCUCAUAGUAAAAGAUGUGCCGUCUUCUUUACUUGCUUAACUACACGAGCAGUCCACAUUGAAGUGAUUGAGGACAUGUCUUGUUCGUGCUUCAUUAAUGCCCUGAGACGCUUUAUAGCCUUGCGUGGACCAGUAAAACUUUUUCGCUCUGACAGGGGAACAAAUUUUAUUGGAGCUGUGGAGGACCUUGAUGGGAAUGCCAUCAACGUUGAAGAGAAUAUGAUGAAGACUUACCUGAAGGAGAACAGAGCAACCUGGCUGUUUAAUGCCCCUCAUGCAUCCCAUAUUGGAGGUGUGUGGGAAAGAGUUAUUGGUAGUGCUCGCAGGAUCUUGAACUCUAAACUGCUUCAAGACAGGGGCAAAGAACUGACACACGAAGUACUAGUCAUGUUCAUGGCAGAGGUUUGUGCCAUACUGAACUCUCGUCCGAUAAUGCUUGAUAUGGACCCGUCAUCACCCAUGGUACUGAGCACAAACGUACUGUUGACCAGAAACGGGGAAAUCAGAUCAUUCUCGGAACAUUUGGGUAUCAAGGACAUGUACACAGCCAGCUGGAAACAUGUUCAGGUGCUGUCUGAUAUGUUUUGGAAGAAGUGGCACGUUACCUACUUGGACAGUUUACAAAAGAGACAGAAGUGGCACUCAAAUAAAGAGAAUCUGAAGACCGGAGAUGUUGUACUCACACGUGAGAAAAAUGUCCAUAGGAACCUGUGGCCGAUGGGGAUAGUCGAGCGCCCGAUUGAGAGCAAUGAUGCAAUGGUUCGGAAAGCUGUUGUACGUGUCGCAAAGGACAGGAAGGUUUACUACCGACCCAUAACCGAGAUGGUUCUCCUGCUUGAACUGUAUCUUUGUGAAUAA